UCACUCCAAUAAAGAAUUGUUACACGACAGAGCUGUUAGCGUUGUCAAAUCCUAUCACUUGGCUCGUGGACCAAAGUGUGUGCUCAUCUAUUUCGGGUGACAUUAUGAGCUCUUCAGAUACAACAACACACAAUGAGUUUCACAAUGGGCCACUUCAUGACCUCAUUACUAGUGAAAGCAUUAGUAAAGAUGAAAGUUCUAUUCAAGAUCUGGCUCGCUACUUAUCAUGUGCAACUUCUUCUGAGAAAGAUACAAUGAUUAUGGAGAACAAAGGGAGCUUACCAGAUCCUUGCUAUAAUCAACAAACUGUCUUUAAUUCACUCCAGGAUGUCAACCAGGGUCCCAUGUGCAUCCCAGAUUCAAGUUACGGGACAUCUACUCCAGAGUCAACUAGUUCCCUACCCAGCAAUCAACAGUAUACUCCGAACACAUUUGGUUCUACCAACAUUCUAUACGCUACUUCAACAAAUACUUCUCUUGACCAGGGUCAUCUUCAGACUUUGCCCAGUGUGACAGGAAAUAAUGUCCAGUAUUUUCAUGAUGUUCAUAAUAAUCAGUACCAACAAGAAGAGAACAACUUGCAGUUUCAUUCAUCCACUGUUGGAGCAUUCCAAAAUCUUACUCAAACAGAUUCAACAGAUUUUCAAAGUACUUCAGUAUUGACCAAUUCUUUUUCACCAACAAACAGCACAGUUCACUAUAGUUCUAACCAAGGAAACCUUGGAUUCAGCAUGAUGGAUAUUAACCCCAAUCUUACUUCCAAUCAGUUCAAAACUCCAGAAAAAAUGCAUGUAGAUGAACCUGAUGGACUGUUCCAUCAAAGUGACAUGAACACUAACAAUAAUAAUGACUAUUUUCAAUUCAAGCCUGCUUCCACUGAAGCAAACAUGCAAACAUACCAAUCUGAGAACUGCCAACAACAGUCUGAAGCCAACAACUUUAUUCCAAUCAAUACUUUUACUCCAACUGUUGAAUCCUCUGCUAAUGGCUACACAUCUGGACUGGCUGUUAACUCAAGUACUGAGAACCUGUUUCCUGCUUCGUCUUUUGAUUCUAAUAAUUUUAUUUCCAGCGGUGGUCAGAAUCUUCAACCUUCCACUCAUUCUUUUCCAAGCUCCAACAACUCUGUGGCUAUGCAUUACUCCCCGCCGCAGCCUAUGAAUGAAGCCAACAGUCCCGACUUUGUGAUGCAGUCUUCUCCUAGUCCCAAUCAACAAUUUACAGAGCACCAAGCGUCCAACAGUCAGCAACCUGUACAGUCUACUACAGAUCUCUUGCUUGCCAAACAAAGUAUGGAAACAGCUGAGUCGUUGCCCAAUGAACAGAGUACAUUGUCCAAUUAUAGUGUCAAUCCAUCCUCUACAGUGCCCAUUUCUCAAUCAUCUUUAAUAGCUACGUCACUGUCAUCCAAUAGUUUCAUUAACUUUAGUGCUACUGACAAUAUUACUUUACAAGAUUUCAAUGGGAAAGCUUGCAGAGAGUUGGAAGGGACACAGUUUACAACUCCAUCAACAUCGUGUGCUGGACUCCAACACUUCCAUAAUGAGAGUGAUGCUUUUCCCCACUUAGACCUUCAGGCAGUAGUCAAUGGAAAUUUUGACUCCAGCAUAUCCAGGCAGUCUGACUCUCAGCCUGGGAUUUUUGCUGGUUAUCCUUUUGAAAACAAUGUUCAAUCUGUGAGUUUUUCAGAGUCAAUCUUGACUCCAACUCUUAACAGUAUUCCCUCUAACUCUGUUGAGUUUCUUAAUACUAGCACACCUGGCAUAGACUUUGAUCAGCAUAAUCAAUUGUCCAGAGCUAAUGCUGUGACCUUUGCACAAAACUUAUCCCAUUCUUCCAUACCAACUUCAGAAAUGCAAGGUGCUUUUCAUUUGCAAUCUAAUGAACUCCCUUCCAGUCAAAAGGAAUCCAAAUUACAGCCUACUGAAGUUUAUCCUCAGCCCAUGCAGGUCCAAGAAACUAAACCCACAGAUACUAGUUCAGUCUAUUCUUUUCAGGAUCAUCCUCAAGCAAAAGGAGGUAGCAUAGAAACUGCUAUGGAUAUCUCAUCCAACAUAAGCUUUGAAGAUAUUCAUAGAUCAAUUGUCAAAGCAGGCAAUAGUUUUAUCAAGGACACCAUUCAUCCAGGCUCUGAUUAUGUUCAGGAGUCUCAAUCAUUUUCUACUGAAUCUAAUUCUUUCUAUGACCUUAGUAAAUUGCAUUCUGUUCCCGAGACAUCCACACCCUCUACGCAAGUUAGUUUCACUUCAAACUCUGAUUAUAAUUCUAUGCUAAAUAAUUCCAGUGCUAUCCUAUUAACUGACUUGGUGACAUCAGUUAGCAAUAAUCAACCUCAUAGUUUUCAGGAAAUGCCUAAUUUUUUACAUACUCCAGUUGUCUCUGGACUUGAAUCCGAUGCUAAUACUAUGGAACAGCAAAUGAAAGUAAACGAUUCUCAGUCUUGUUUUAUCAGUAGUGUUAACAAUGCAGGCACUAGUCACACACCAAUUAAAACAGUCCAGGAAGAUGACAGAAACUCAGUUGUUCAAUCUUUGUUUCAGAAUUCUUUAUUGAUCAGUUCUGAAGCAGUGUCUUCAUCCAGUCUUCAGUCUCAGUUAAAUACUGCAUUGCCUAGCAAUGUGACUUUACUUGGAGAUGUCAACAGCACUUUGCCCAUUACAGAACAGAUAGAACCGAAGCCGAAUACUUAUAAUCUUGAAAACAGUGCUCAUUUGUCACAAAAACCACAGUUGACAACUAUAGUUAUUCCUACACUGGGCACAUCUUCUUGUGAGAAUGAGAACUCUCCGAGAACAUUUUCAUUAGAAGAAGUACAGAAAAUGUUGGCACAACAAACCUUAUCACAGAAUUCCUUUUCCAUGUCCCAGCAACCAACAUCUUUGCCACCAACGUUGGUGUUACAAAAACCAACAUCUUCAAAUGUACAAUGGUUGAAAUUGCAGCCACACCCAAGGCUCAUCAUUAAAGGCUCAACAUUUUCAAGUGCCCAGCGACCUAUUCAACCUCAACAACAGCUACAACAGACAAGAGAGAAACUUGUUCUUGUCCAGCAGUCAGCACAGUCUCAACUGACCAAUCCAUUGGAGGCUCAAAGAACUCCAGCUCCUCCAUUACAGCUUGUUGUUACUCCAAAAGAACAACCUCAAAUGCACAACAAACUGCAUCUAUUGCAGCCGACAGACCAGCAAACGAGGUUGUCGUUUCAUAUGAAACCCACUCCCACAAAGACAUCGCAGAGUCUGGUGUAUCAAGUAGUUUCAUCCCCUGAACAAUUCCGUACUUCAUUUCAACUGAGUGCACAAAAACAGAACCAAUCUGCUGUUUAUUUCACUCCACUUAGUUGUGCUGCACCGCCAGUGAAAAAAGAUCAGGAUCAUGAAAGGUCUGAGAGACAGUGUAGUGACAGUAUCAAGAAGGAAUACAAACAUUUACAUAGUCUGUUGACAGGAGACACUUCUGUACAGUCUUCUACUGUGCAUCCAGUUCUAAAUUUGUCCAACAAUCUUCAGAGUAGCCUGCAUUUAGCAAGUGGAUCAUCAUUAGGACUCUCUAAUACAUGUCCAAGUUCUAAGCCAACUCCUACCUCUGCACCAUUUUCAUUUCUUCCACUGAGUACUUCCUUAUCACUUCCAACUCUGAGCUCCGCCUGCAUAUUCGUACCUUCUGUUUCUGCAGCUACUUCCACAGCCAGUGCUCCAGUCUUCAACUUCUCUAAUGUUUUCUCUUUGUCAUCUACGUCAACUGAAUUAAAAGAUAUCAAAAGUGAGGCGUCUAACUCUAACAUUUUGCUACUACCUGAGGCUGUGCCAACUACAGAUGGUAUGAAAUUAGAAAGCUCACAAGUAAAUGCUACUGUCUCUAGUCAAGUGUCAUUGGAUAGAAAAAGGUCCCAUACACCAUUAAGUGUAGAUAUCCAUAGUCCAAACUCUAACUCUGAGACACCUUCACCGUUGUCUUCUCCCGUUCCCAUUGAAGAUGGAAAUACGCAGGCAACAUUGAUUGAACGCUCAGCUGACCUGCACAUUCAAUCAGAUACCAUGCAGGCUGUAAAUGAUGACGACGAGAAUGCGUCUUUUUUUGACAUAAAUUCUUUCCACAAGCGUCCAUCUACUGAAGAAGUGCUGACCUCCCGUAGGAAUGAAGAGAACGUUCCCAUAAAAAUUUUGAAGGGUUCCUUGAAUGCUGAUGCUCGUUCUAGUGUCCAGCCUUCCUUGUCACCAGAACAAACCUUUGAUAUUGGAAGUGUUGUCAGCACAGCUUCAAGUUUCUCAUUUGCAUUAGGUGAUAAGGAAGAUAAUUCAGAAAUUUUUACAUUUGGUUCUGGUAAAAUGGGUGCUUCAACGACAGAAUCUUUAAAAUACAAGAGUGGCUCCAAGCGGGGGCUAUCACUGAACAAAAGUUCAGUUAAAACACCAAGAGCCCCAGUACCUACCCAACAUGUGCGGCCUGUUACCAGAAAACAGUUUAGCCUGAAGGCGUACUACCCCAGCAAAAUAGAAAACAUGGAGCUUAAAAUUGUUGAGCAGCCAGAGAGUCACCAUAGGGCUCGUUACCAGACUGAAGGUAGUAGGGGGGCCAUCAAAGAUGCCAGCCAGCAAGGUUUCCCCAUUGUAAAGCUUGUUGGCUAUAACAGAGCAACAAAGUUACAAGUAUUUAUUGGGGAUGAGAGUGGCAGAGUUAAGCCCCAUGGGUUCUAUCAAGCUUGUCGUGUCUUUGGGAAAAACUCUACAGCUUGUACAGAACAAGAGAUUGAAGGAACUACAGUCAUUGAAAUAGAUCUUCUACCAGAGAACCAUAUGACUGUCAAAAUGGACUGUAUUGGUAUAUUGAAACUGAGAAAUGCAGACGUGGAGAGAAGAAUUGGAGCUAAACGAGCCAGAGAUAAAAAAAAGAAUAAUACCAAGGCCCGUCUAGUAAUGCGUGCCGCAGUUGAGAAAUUAGAUGGCUCCGUUCAUAUAUUACAGGCUGUCUCUAACCCUGUGGUGUGUACUCAGCCAGUUGGUCAGCCAGAAAUCUGUCGAAUGAGCAUCUCAGAAAGUAGCACUAGAGGUGGAGACUCACUUUUUAUUAUUGGUAAAAACUUCAAGAACAAAGGCACUAGUGUCUUGUUUCAAAAGCUAGACCUGAACGAGGAAGUUAUUGUUUGGCAAGCAGAAGCAGAAAUAGAUCAGGAAUUCUUUCAGCCGACUCAUUUAAUCUGUAAAGUGCCUGCCUAUAAAGAUGAAAUGAUCACAAAGCCUGAACAAGUACAAAUUGUUGUGAGUUGUGCUGGCAAGAUAAGCGAUGCUCAAGGAUUCACUUAUAAACCAGUUUAUCAAGUGGCCCAUAGUGUCAAACAGGAGAUUGCCAUGGAAACUGAUGGAAUAACUUUAGCUAAAGCCUUACCAAUUGUUUCCCCUGAAGCUCUUCAGUUAAACCAAAUGGUACUAGAGAGUUCUAGCCCCAACAGUAUAUUCCAGUUACCAGCAGGAACAGUACCCUCUCUGCAAAGCUCUUCUCCUGUCUACACUUUGCCAACACUAUCUGAGAACACUGUACCUGAUACUGACAGGAGGCAAGUUCAAAGAUCAGUAAUGCCAACUGAUGUUCAUAUUUCAGUUCAUAAACAUUCUGACAUGUUCAGUGCUGGGCCAUCAUCCUAUUCUGUAAGUGGUAGUAGAGGCCCAUCAAACUCUGGUCCAGUUAAUAGAGACACAUCAAGCAGCUGUUCAAUCAGUAAAGACACUCCAAGUUCAGUGAAUGUGGACAGCAACUCAGUGGAGGGGCAGAGUGUUACAACAAAUCAACCUAAUGUACAGAACUCCAGCCUAGAGUCAACUCUCUCUUCUAAACCAAUUGUAGUUGUACUAGAUACUGGGAAUUUACCAUCGGAAUCAGGUUGUAAAAUACAACAGUUGUUGCAACAGAUUCUAGAAGCUCAAAAUAAAAAAUGAACAGCCCUGUUAAGGAUGGGGAUUAGGAUAACUUCAUUGGUGUGAAGGACUAAUUCAUAUUGAACUAAGCAAUAGACCUGAAGAUGGACCCAUUCAUGUUGUAUUGGACUCAGCUAUAGAACUGAAGAUGCUCAUUUUACUUUAAUACUACUAAUAAGACAUUGUCCAAAUAUUUGUUAUGAUUGCAAAAUUUUUUUAUGGCUAUGAAGGCCCAGCUGUGAGUUAUAUAUUUUGCUAUAUCUAACAACUAGCCAGAUAUUACCCGCUGCCCGCGGGUCUUAACUUGCGUAUUGCUGAUAUAGUCACUGAUAUAGUGCAAUAGAAACAAUUGAUUAAGCUAGUGACUGCUAGGGGUCAAUUCAAGGGUUCUUUUUCAUGCCAGUGAGAGUAAGCUGACACCUGACAUGAUCUUCUAAAUGACUCCACAGAAAUCCUCUUUGAGCUAAGCAAAAAAGAUUGUCUUCAGCAUAUGCCUCUUGCAAUCCCACCAGAACAUGAUUUGCGUAGUCUUACUAUUUUAUGGCUAGAAUAGUGCCCUGUUACUUCUAGUAACUUUAGACGCUUUCUUUGUAGCUUCCAGAGAGCCAUGUGAAAACUGUUGCCUGGUAGCCUGGGAAAGGGGACUGAACGGGCUGCUGGCUUUAAUGGUUGACUAUUUGUCUUCAGAAGUGAUAUGUUGUUUUAUACUAAUUAACACUGAUAUUAAAUUGAUCAAACAUAUUAAUAGAAAAAUUCAUGUGAGGGCCGUGUUGAUAUAUAACAUUACAAUGUUUAGGGUUGUAUUGUGAACCAUAAUGGGUUAGGGUUGUUAUGUAAUGUUUUGGAUUGUAGUAAAAACUCAUCUGACCUGGACAGUGUUUACCUUUGAUGAAAUAUUUAGGAUAGUAUUAGGACCCAUGAUCUAUGACUGCCCUAUUUGGUCAUGGUUAGGGUUAUGGUUAGGCUUGUAAUCUUCUCGUUUUAUUUCUUAAAUGUUUUAUUUCUUUAAAUUUGUCUGAUUUAUAAUUUAUGCUUCACUAGUGUUAGGGCAUUCGUAAGAGUGUUGGACUUCACAUUAGCAACAGUCGGUUUUGGUGUGACUAAAGAGGAAACGGUGAGCUAACAGCAUCCUUGACUGCUCAUUAUUGUACAGAUUUUGUUACAAUAUGGUAGCAGUACUUAUAAGCAAAAACUGCUCAUAAAAAAAAAACACAAAAAACAUGUUAUGAUGUGACACCAGUACUUUUUAAUGAUGAAUUAAAGAUAAAACAAAAGAUGCUCUUCUUUUAACAUCUGUUAUGAUUUUAAAGAAAUGUGUAAUGACUAUGACAUUGUAUUAUGACUUGCUUUUUUUUUAUUUUAAUAAUUUGUUAUUAUAUUUGGUGUUUUUUUUUUUUAUGCACAUGAAACCUUUGCAAGGUUCAUAUUGUAGAGGUAUAUAAAGAAUGAAAUGAGUUGAAGAUGUAAGAUAAUUAUUUCAAACAAAAUAUUGGUUAAACUAACCAAAGACAUAAAAAAAUGCUUAUUUAUAAUUUUUCUGGGGAGAUAAAGUUUAUACAUCUUAAUUUUUUUUUCUUUUCUAUUUUAUGUUUAAAUUUUAAUUGAACAUAUUUAUAUACAUUUCCAUACAAAUUGUUCAGAGGCUAAAAAUUAAAUUUGACCUUAUGAAAUCUGUGUUCAUUACACACACACACACACACACAAAUUCUGACAAACUAAUAGUUUAUAUUAGCGUAAUUUUGAAAAGGUAACAUUCCAGUCAUCUGCUAUUAAUUUUUCUUUGUUAAUAUUGUAUAGAGUAGAGAAAAUACUGAGAUAACCUUGAUGUAGUUCUUCACUAAAGAAAACUAUAAAAAUAUUGUCUCCACCCCAGCCCCAAAUCCUUUUCUUGCUUUUACAUUGACACAGUAGUCUUGUGUUGUUUUUUUUAAAGAGUCAAUGAUGCUUAGUGUAGGUGAAACAGCCAUUUCUGCACAAACCAAUAAUGUACUACAAGUCCAUGUAGCAACAAGUUGCUCAGUUGACACUUGUGAUUUCUUGAGGAUGUUUCAGUAUUUAUAUUUAAAAAAACUGGGUGUAUUUUAUUCUUAUGUAUAGUAUAUUCCCUUCAAUGAAGGGCUGAAUGGUUCGUCUGUCUUUGUGUUAAAACAUUAAUGUGUAUAUUUUAUGGAAUAAAAUGUAAACCAGACCAAACUGUAUUGUUUUUACACCAUCAGUAAACUGUUUGGAGAGUUGAGUGACAAAUAAAUGGGCUACACUUUUACAUAACAUUGGAUUCUACCUGAAGUAUUGUAUGUAACAAGGGAUGUGCUGUCUGGAACAUUGGAAUGAAAGAUAAUUGAUAUUAUAAUGUCAUUUUUUAACAUGAUAUAGUCACCAUAGACCAGUAUUAUUGAAUGUCCUACAUUUACCAAUACAUCAUAGUGAUUUGAACUAACCACAAAUGUCUCUGUUGAAUGAAUUUAUACGUUAGUCCACUUAAAAUCAUUCGCCUUCUUUUAGGGCUUUAAUUUAAUGUCUUCCUGGACAUUU
Molecule: messenger RNA, 8444 nt
Organism: Biomphalaria glabrata
Lineage: Eukaryota; Metazoa; Mollusca; Gastropoda; Planorbidae
Product: mucin-17-like
Exons: 13
Coding region: 105-5933 (1942 amino acids)
Biological process (GO): regulation of transcription by RNA polymerase II
Cellular component (GO): transcription regulator complex
Molecular function (GO): transcription factor binding; DNA-binding transcription factor activity, RNA polymerase II-specific; RNA polymerase II cis-regulatory region sequence-specific DNA binding
Source: RefSeq, a predicted model, not a curated record